This is a messenger RNA of Caenorhabditis sp. 36 PRJEB53466, 1225 nucleotides long. The record is from the annotation of a GenBank genome assembly. Lineage: Eukaryota; Metazoa; Nematoda; Chromadorea; Rhabditida; Rhabditidae.
AUGCCCGUUUCUCCUGUUGGUACGUGACUUUUCUCUUUUCUCCUAACUUUCAGGUUUUCCUUUGUUUCAGAUUCCAAUUUUCGUCCGAAACAACGUCGUAUCGAGCCACUCGUGAUGCGGGAUAACAGUAAUUGGCAGAACGGAGCAAGUCCGUCCGGCUCGCCGAGCACUAACAAUAAGAGUCCGCCCGUGUUCCAGCCGACAGAGAAGAAAAGAGUGCACUGGCGAAAAUGACGGCCGGGAGAAUAACUGUACACUCAUGUAUUUAUUAGCACCUCUGGCAAUUCAAGUAGAGCGCGAUUGUCAGACUUCUGCGGCUGUAAUAUUUAUUUAUUGUUAGCGUGAAUAAAUUAUUUUGAUAACGUGAAAGUGUACGUGGAAAGUGCACUCAAAGAUAGAAAACGGAACAGAAUUAGUAUUCAAUUCAAAGGACCGCCAAAGGAAUCGAGAACUCAGCCAUGAGUUUCGAUGAAAUUGACAAGACUUUCGGAACCAAAAAUCGCGAUCAGGGAUACGAGACGCUGAAGGCGGUGGGUUUGCAGAGAGAAGGGGCCGGCAGGAACACGUGAUUUGCAGCGGAUGGAUAAGGGCGAGAGAUCGGCGGAAGUGCUGUGGCGGAUGGCGCAGUUCUGCCACGAGAGAUCGGCGUGCCUGCCGAAGGCGCAGAGAUUGGCGGCCAUCAACGAUGGACUCAAGUACGCGGAGGAGGGCAGCCAGAAGGACCCGAACAACUUCAAGGUGAUGAAGUGGCUCGCCGUGCUCACGGGACAGUCCACCGAAUACAUGGCGACGAAGCAGAAGCUCGAGUGCAGCAAGAAGUUCAAGGAACUGCUCGACAAGGCCAUCGGCAAGGAGCCCAAGGACACGGCGCUCCUCCAUUUGCGCGGUCGCUUCAAGUUCUCGGUCGCAUCGUUGACAUGGGUCGAGAAAAAGUUGGCCGCCACGUUUUACCAGCAGCCGCCGUCGCACUCGUACGAGGAGGCGAACGAGGACUUCCUCGCCGCCUACAAAAUCAAUCCGAAAUGGAUGGAGAACACCAUCUUCAUCGCCAAAUGCUACGUGGCGCUCAAGGACAAAGUGACCCAAAUCUGUCUCUCCCCUGUAUUGACAUUUUUUCCAGACGAAUGCCCGCAAGUACCUGACUGAGCUCUGUGAGAUCGAGCCCUAUUCGGACGCCGAGCAGGAGUUCCUCGACGACGCCAAACAGAUGCUCAACAAGCUCUAA